AAAGCUUCAGGUCAUGCACUCACUGAAAGAAGUUGCGUGCUUCUCUCGUGUCCCUACAGGCAGACCCCCACCCCGGUCCUUAUUCCACCUCCUCCACCACCACCACCCCUCCCCACAAACCCUCCCCCCUCCUUCUCAUUUCAUCUGUGAUUCCAGCUGAAGUACGCUGAGCAUGAACCAGGGCGGCUAAUAUCGACUCAGGUUGCCGCUGCAAGGUACAUGUCGCUUAGUAAAGUGCUGGCCGAUCGCAAGUUGCCGUGUGAUCACAGUCGAAAGGCCGAGGGAAAGGUAGAGAGGCAGAGGGCUCUGACUGUGGCUUCAUGGUGGUGUCUAUAACGUUCUCCUUCUCGGUGGGCUGGAUUCGGGAACUGACACUAUCACCUGGGCAAUAUCACCAUGACUGCCACUGCCUGUGUUCUCGGUCUGAUUGGCCAGUGACAUCCAAUGGCACUGGAGCAAGCUACACAACAGAUAGCUGGUGGUUGUUAUGGGCAAGUCUGAAAGCCAAAUGGAUAUAGUUGAAAGGAACCCGCAAAAAACGAAGAAGUCGUGGAAAUCGUGGAGCUCUCUGGAGGUCGGCUUGACUACCAUUGUGGUUUUAUUGAUUAUUGUAGUGAUUGCUUUGAUCGCUUUAUAUGCAACACGCAAGGAUAAAACAUGUACCACUCCAUCGUGUGUAUCCGCAGCUGCCCGUAUCAUGGCGAAUAUGGACCAAGCUGCAGAUCCUUGCAACAAUUUUUAUCAGUAUGCCUGUGGGGGAUGGUUGCAGAAGCAUGUCAUCCCUGAAACCAGCUCCCGAUACAGUACUUUUGACAUUCUGAGAGAUGAAUUGGAAGUCAUCUUGAAAGAUGUCCUUGAGAAGCCAGACAAUGGAGAUCCUGACGCAAUUAAGAAAGCAAAGACACUGUAUAAAUCGUGCACAAAUCAAACUGCCAUUGAAAGCAAAGGUGGGAAACCACUAAUUAACAUGCUGACCGGUGUACUUGAUUGGCCAGUCGCAACAGACAACUGGGAUGAGAAUUAUGGUAAAGACUGGACACUUGAGACAGUCAUUGCAAAUUUAACAGCCAGAUUUGGAAAGCGUGUCAUCAUAGACUUUUUUGUUGGGACAGAUGACAAAAACUCCAAUGUUUACAUAAUCCAUAUCGAUCAACCCAGCCUAGGCCUGCCUUCCCGGGAUUAUUUUGAAUGCACUGGUGCUUAUAAGGAGGCAUGUGAUGCCUACUCCAAGUUUAUGAGUAAUGUGGCAACGUUGGUUCGUAAGGACAAAGGAUUAACCAUAAAUAGCUCUCAAAUUGAGGAUGAUAUGAAUAUGGUUCUGGAGUUCGAGAAGGAGUUAGCUAAUGCAACAACCAAAUCUGUGGACAGAACUGAUCCCAAUCAACUCUACCACAAAAUGACUUUGCAAAAUGUGACCGUGAACUUCCCUAUCACAGUUGAUGCUAAGCAAUUCAACUGGAAGAAAUUCACCAACAAAAUUCUCUCGACUGUGAGUUUGAAUGUGACAGAAAAUGAGCCAGUUGUUGUUUAUGCACCAGAGUAUCUUCAGAAGCUAGCACCUAUUCUCAGUAAAUAUAAGCCGAGGGACCUUCAAAACUACAUUAUUUGGAGGCAGGUGAUGGAUCUUGUGGGUAGUCUGAGCUCUGCCUACAAGGAGACAAGAGCAGCAUUCCGGAAGGCUCUUUAUGGCACAACGUCAGAGAAUGCAGUGUGGAGAAAGUGCGCAAACUAUGUCAACAGCAACAUGGACAAGGCUGUAGGACGGCUAUACGUGGACGAAGCUUUUGCUGGGGAGAGCAAGAAAAUGGUUGAAGAACUGAUUGAGCAGAUUCGAGAAGUUUUCGUACAGAAUUUGCAUGAGCUCAGUUGGAUGGACGAGGAGACCAAAAAGAAAGCAGAAGAAAAGGCUAGAGCUAUCAGACAGAGAAUCGGAUAUCCACCUGACAUCAAAGACAAUGCCAAACUGAACGCUGAGUAUGAAAUGUUGAAUUUCAGCGUCGAUGAAUAUUUCACGAACAUUCUUAAAAAUAUGCAAAUGGGACAAAAGAAGAAUCUGAAAAAACUAAGACAAAAGGUUAACAAGGAAGUGUGGAUUUCUGGAGCUGCAGUAGUAAAUGCCUUCUAUUCUUCCAGCAGAAACCAAAUAGUUUUCCCAGCAGGCAUUCUUCAGCCACCUUUCUUUGAAAAAGGACAGCCAAGUGCAUUGAACUUUGGUGCUAUUGGCAUGGUCAUUGGCCAUGAAAUCACUCACGGAUUCGAUGACAAUGGUCGUAACUUUGAUAAGGAAGGAAACCUCAUGGACUGGUGGACUAAGCAAUCAGCCCGGAAUUUUAAAGAGCUCUCACAAUGCAUGGUGUAUGAAUAUGGCAACUUUUCAUGGGAUCUGGCAGGCGGACAACAUCUCAGUGGCAUUAAUACGCUGGGAGAGAACAUUGCAGAUAAUGGAGGCAUCAGACAAGCCUACAAGGCUUAUCAAUUACAUGUGAAGAAAAGUGGGAAGGAUAGCCUACUCCCUGGGAUCGACCUGAAUGACAAUCAGCUCUUCUUCCUGAACUUUGCACAGGUGUGGUGUGGAAUAUACAGACCAGAGUAUGCUGUCAACUCCAUUAAGACUGAUGUGCACAGUCCAGGCAAAUUCAGAGUCUUAGGAUCUCUCCAGAAUUUUGAAGAAUUCAGCAAUGCUUUUCAUUGCACAAAGAAUGAAUACAUGAAUCCUGAAAAGAAAUGCCGCGUUUGGUAGCCACAAUGUUCCUGCUGUGCUUUAAACUGUGUAGAAUGUCUUCUUCCAGGAUUUGUAAAUGGAUGAAAUGCUGAGCUGGAAUGAAUCACUUUGUACUUUGUAAAAAGGAUAAAUCAAUGCUCAUUUUCUCUUUUUUUUGCUGAUACCUCAUAUCAAUCAAAUUACCCUAACUGCUAUCGCCCAACAAAUCAUUUGGCAAAAAAAAACUGAUUUGGUAAGUAUUGCAACUGCAUCAUAAGCCUCAGUUAUCUUAACCUCAUGGUUUCAGUUGCAUACAGUCCCAAUGAGAACUGAAGAGACAUACAUUCAAAAGCAAACCGCUGCAGAUGCUGGAAAUCUGAAAUCAAAACAGAAAUAUGCUGGAAAUAUUGGGCAGCGUCUAUGAAAAGAAAAACAGGAUUAAAAUUUCAGGCUGAUGACCUUUCAUCAGAAUAUUGACUGAGCUUGUGAGCUGUGUACAACUAACAUUACUAAAACCAUUGACUUAAAUAAGGUAAUGUGGAAGGUAAAGGGAAUGCAGUGAAAUGAUCAGUGUUUCAAACUUCUUGGAGGUUGUGAAUAACAGAUAGCAGGACUACUUAGUAACUGAUUAGCAGUGAAUGCAAAAUGAACAAGUCUAAAUUGAUUUGAGUCUCUCCUACCAACUAGAAAAAUCAAUCAAUUGCUGUGAGGAUUUUUUUAUAUGUAGAAAAGAGGGCAUUGUAGCAUAUUGAAAGGUAGAGGUAUUAACAGCAUUGACAUGAAUGAUUGGGAGGAGCUUGUUACCAACUGUUCAGUAUGGUGACAACUUUCCCUGAAGCUACAUCACACUUUGAGUCAUAAUGUCUCACUGGUAAAGCAGAGAAAUAAAGAAUUGGAAGUCAGAUCCCACUACCUCAUGGGACAUACUGCUCCAUGUGCCAAAGAUAAGCGGGUUACGAAUGAACUGCUCAGUCACCUAAAGACUCAUGUAGGCUCAGAAACUGACAGCUCUUGAGUAGACAAAUUUCUUUGUAUUGAGGGAUAGCAAACAAUGGAUUAUUGAAAUGCAGCUUCUGUUGUUAAUGUGGGAAAUUUGUCAAUUUGUUCAAAGCAAGUUCACAUAAAAGGCAAUGCAAUAAUUGCCAGUUUUUUAAAUUAAUAUUGGCAUGGAUUUAAAAGCAUGGGUUAUGAGAAACUACAAUCAAAUACUAAAUAGAAAAUACAGCAUUUAUUAGCCCUGACUGUUCUAUAUAAGUGAGACCACAGAUAUCCAAUUGUAAGUAUACUGUUGUUGACACACAUCUGUCCCCCUCAUAACAACAAAAUAAUAUAAACAUUCUGAUGAUAAGUCACAGCAAUAGUAUUUUGGCAGAUAUAACUACUUGAUCUUUUGUAUAUUAGGUGGGAGGUUAGAAUAAUGCACGACUAUUGGAAACUUCAUCCUAACAGUGAAACAUCUUAAAUGGUUGGAAGAUUGAUCAUGGAUUGUCUUUGUCCACAUUUCCAACCAAUUGAGGCCACCUAACAGACUAGAGAUUUGUAAGUUCAGCCCUGUAAUAUGAAAGUAUUUGAUUUCAGCCCUUUGAGUAGUAUGAAACAUUAUUUUAAAAGUACCCUUUCAAAACUCUGAAAUUAAAAAUAGGGUGAUCUGGACAAUGUUUUUUUUGAGAGAGCUUACGGUUUACCAUUGGUCAUGGAUUUCCUUACAUUCCAACAAUGACUGCGCUUCAAAAUACUCAAUAAGCUGUGAAGUGCUUUUUCAUGUCUUGGAAUCAUAGCAAGCACUAUAAUAAUGCACAUCUUUCCUAUUGAAUCCUUUGUUUGUUUACAUUGUGCCCCCAUUUAUACAUUUGAGCAGAAACUGGGAAAGUAAUUAUUUGUAGUAAAUAGUUGUUCUGGUUCAGAUAUGCUAAGAAACCAGAAUUUUCACUCCAUUAAGAAUUAUUUUAUGCAAAAAUUGCAUGGUUCCUGCCACACACGAUAAGUAUAAAAUUAUGGGCUUUCUCUUGGAUAUUACUUCAUAAGUCACAAUCUUUUCGUAAAGCCAUCCAUUGAGAAGCCAACCCUGUGUAACUUUUAAACUGAAAGCCCUCCAAUAUUUAAAGUUAAAUUUUGCAUCUGAACAACUCUUCCCAACUCUUGAAUAAAGCAUGUGUAUUUUGAAUCAGUUCAAAGUGGCUGCACUGGCAGGAAUGACCAAGAGGUCAGUGGCUGUACUUGCCCGAGCAGAGUCAGACAUUAAUGCCCUCUCUCCCUUCAAAUUUUGAUGUACUGCAGUGCUUAUUUCCAAACUGAUCCUACCUCCACUCUUCAAAAAUGCAACAACUGGCUGCUCUUCACAGACCAUGGUAUGAGAGUGAGUAACUCAUUUUUAAAAUCCAAAAACCUCUCCACCACCUGCAAGGUGCAAGUCAGGACUGAGAUGGUAUACUUCCCAAAUUCUGUGGAUGUGUGCAGCUCCAAAGAUAUUCAGGAAGCUCAACACCAUCCAGGAUAAAACAGCCAACUUGAUUGGCACCUGGUCCACUAUCUUCACUCUCUCCAGCACUGAGGUUCAGUAGCAGUGCCAUGUGCAAUCUAUAAGACGCACUACUGUAAUUCACCAAGGAUCCUCAAAUAGCACCUUCCAAACCCAUGACCACUACCAUCUAGAAUGAGAAAGGCAGCAAAUACACGGGAAUACUACCUCCUGCAAAUUCACCUCCAAACCACUCAUCAUCCUAACUUGGAAAUGUAUUGCCAUUCCUUCAGUGUUGUUGUUCAAAAUCCUGGAACUCCAUGCUUUACAGCAUUCUACUUGCAGUUCAAGAAGGCAGCUCACCACCACCUUUGCAGGGGCAUCUAGGGAUGGGCAAUAAAGGCUGGCACAGCCAGUGACACCUACAUUCCAUAGCUGAAGAAGAAAAAAAUGACUAACUAACCAAAAUGUGAACAGAACAGAACUUAAAAAAACAUAUAAAAGAAAAGAUAUGUAUCUGAAAUUUAAAGAAAACUUGGAAAAAAUACAGCUGGUCAGCUUCUCUUUGCGAGAAAAAGAUUCAUGGAAAGCAAUGGUGAUUUUUAGAUAAAGGGUCCUAACCCAAACAUAAACGGCUCUAUCUCUUUCAAAUGCUAAUCUAUUUGCUGUGACUGUGUAUCAUUUUGUACUCAUUUAAGAAGUAAUAGUGUCAUGGCUUUUCAUUCAGCAUGUUAACAUAGCAAAGGUGAAACUCGGAAUUUACAGCGGUUUUUUGUCAAAGCUGUGUGUUGUGCUGAAUUCUUGUCCUUGCACUAACACUGACAUUGUGGGGAUUUGAAGUAUGGGUUUCAGAGCAGUAACUUGUAUAAAUGUUUAACAAGUCAACAGCAUGUUCUUUCCUGAAUGAUGAUGGUGUGGAUUCUAGUUUAGUGCUUUAAAUGAAUAAGCAUUUGCACUACAACAGCUAGAUUAUUAUUUCUAUUUCAUGAUUUAUCAUUUGAUUCAACUUUGGGCACAAGGAGGCGUCUUCCCCUGCAUCUACCACCUGCACACUCCCCCAGCGAGUAAACUUCUCAGGAGAUGUUCCAAUGUAUUCUGGAUAAAUUUUGGGAAGCUCCCUCACUGUCAGUGGAAUUUUACCAGCAGGUCAAGAAGGCAGAGCCACAUUUUGCCUGGAACUUUCCUCCAGUGAUUUGAACAGACAGGAAAUUUACAUUUAGGCCAUUCUGCAAUGCUUGACCAGCUGUGAGGCAGUUCAUCAUUGAAAUCAAAUUGCAUGCUGCUCAAAAAGAAAGAAAAAUGUUUCCUGGGUUUGUACCUCAUUCAUUCAAAAAAAGUCAACUUUUUUUAAAAGAAAGAAGCUAUACAAUUAUGUCACAAACAACAAUCAUCCUUACAAAAUGUUGAUUUUAUAUGUUGAAUAUAAAUCGUUUAAUGCUGUAAAAAUAAUCUCAUUUUUUUCCCUUUUGGGAAUCUGUUUCCAGGAAUAUGUACCUGAUUUUCAAGUUCUUUUUUGAUACUGUUUUGCUUUGUUAUCUGGUCAGCAUUGUUUUCCAGAAGUACUAUAAAUGAAUGAGAUAAACUACGCUAAACAAUUUUUGACACAUCUGAAAGAUGUUCAUCUUGAUACAUAAUAAAGUAGAACUAGUGCAAACCAUAGUUAUGAGCGUAUUUAGUGCAAUAGACCGCUCUUCAAUGUUACCUUAAAAUUUGCAACCCUCCAUGUAUUUUUUUAAAUCUCCGUAUGGCCUUCACCAUCUCUAUCUAGCUUAUCUCUGUCAGUGUCACAAUAUUCCAAGAUGGCACUUCUCCAAUUCUGACCUCUUACAUACACCAGAUUUUCAUUGCUGUAUUUUUUUAUAGCCAUGCUUUCAUCUAUCUAAUCCCCAACCCAUGGAUUUCCAUUCUGUACUGGGUUGAAGGUGCUGUUUGAAUGUGAAUUGCUGUUAUAGUUCGUCUCUUGAAGGUUGAAGAAUGGGUAUCAGCCAAUUGGUUCAUUGCCGAACUAACUGUUGUUCACACAUGCCAACCUUUCUGAUUAACAUUGCGUUAAAUCCGAACCCAGUCCUUUCCACCAUCUGCCGUGUGCACAAGGUCCUUUUCAUUGUGGCUCAACCGAUGGAAAAUGGAAAGCAGGCAUAUUUCUCUUUCUGAAUCCCUGUUUUCCACUUCUACUUUAGAGAAUCUAAUUGUACAGCUUUUGCUGGACUUCAGUGGACCACUGUUGUUCAAUGUAUGCUGAGCAUUUUGCCACAAAGUGCAGCUAGGCACUGAGUAAGAGAGUAUCACCCCUGUUGAGAUUAUAAUAAUUGGCUCCAUUCUACAUCAGUGGGGAGAAGACAGAUGUCCCAGCCUGUAGGAGCUGAUUUUCAGCCCUGUACAGUUCAACAGACCACUCCAAAAUAGCUUCACUCUUCUGCAGAUAGACAUAUUAAUCACGUCAUUCAUUGAUAUUUUCUAAUUCACCCAACAUUUCUAUCCCACUUGCUAUGCUGCUUUUCUAAGACUUCUCCUGUCAGGUUGGCCCAAUGGCUUUAUGAAUUUACAGCAAUUCUCAUUUUACCUGAAUUUUGGCAUUUUCCAGUUUUCAUUGAGUGUGAUGUCAAGCUGUUUCCUGGUGUGUUAAUUUUCAAUCUGAAAAAUAAUCUGGUUACCAGAUCAAAGCAAUGCACUUUUUUUCAAUUCACAAAUCAUUGCAGAAAGCCAAGUGAGCACAAAGUCAAUCUCAAGUCUAGUCCAGUGGUCCAGUGGACAUUGUGGGUAUUGUACACAAAAGGACUUCUUUUGUGAAAAACAAAACAAAAUGAAACGUGUUCAGCUUAUUUAGAAAUAAGGCAUUUUUGUAGGUAUAAUAAAUUUAAAUCUAAAACAUUAAAUAUUAAUAAUUUUCUAGAUUAAACAUUUCUUAUGAAUGUUAUGUGGAGGACUAAAAUGAAUUCCUACUAUAUAAUCAAAUAACUGUUACUAUAUAUGACACCAAAGAUUUUCAUAUUUAUUGUAACUAUUGAGUACCUCUACAAGUACUUUUGGGUGUGUACAGUUGCUGUUCCAGUUAUCGAUCUUUUCUAGCUUAUAUCCAUGUUCACUUCUUAAGUUGCCCAUUAAUAUUGGCAGUUGUAGCUCACCUUUAAUUGCCCUUGGAAAGUUGGUGGUGAGCCACACCCAAAGGCAGCAACAGUUCAAGGAGGCAGCUCACCAUCACUUUCACCAAGGCAAAUGGGGUUGGGCAAUGAAUUAUAAGACCAUAAGACACAGGAGCUGAAAUUAAGCCAAUCAGCCCAUCGAGUCUACUCCACCAUUCAAUCAUGGCUGACAAAAUUCUGGCCCAGCCAGUGAUGCCAUGCCCCAUGACUGAAAAACAACAAAAGUAAACUUCUCGAACAGCUGCUGACCAUCAUGUGUAGGUACACCUACAACACAGAUGACAAUCUAAUUUUUGGAUCUUGGUGAAGCUAGAAAAGGUUAAAAAUCAUGCUUUAAAUAUUCCCUUGUUAAUAAUUUGCCUUAACUCUUUAACCUAGGGAUUUACAUAACAGUUUCACUUUUGUUCCUUCCUCAUGGACAAGGGCCCACUUUGGAGACAUCUAACUUGGUUGCGAGGUAGUAUAUCUGAAUAUAUAAAAUUGGGCGAGUAUAGUAGGAUUUGGACCACUGAAUGCAAAAUGACAUAAUUGCUAAGACUUCACCUUCAGUUGAAUCUGCAUUUAACUAUAAUCUGACCUUGAAGUUCUACAGAACAGUGAGCUAUGAGACACAGAGCACAAAGAAAGGGGUUGUUUAAUGAUGAACAUGUGUGCUGGCAACUUCCAGAAGCAUUUGUGAAAUAGUCCAAAUCUUCUCAUGCUAUUUUCAGAAGCCUCCUCAAUAAUUGCUGGCCAGCUCCUAGAAAGUAAAUAACAGACAGAGCUAUGGCCUAUGGUGAAAGUUGUCACUCAUGACCCAAAGUUAACACUUUGUACAUCAACUUUGUUGAUCGCUGUAUGAAAGGAGACAUACCAAACUGUUUAAAGGUACAUGUUACUGUACCUGUGGGAUCUAGUUUAGACAAGUGACCAAGACAUCUAAAGGGCCAUUGAAAUUUUUUGUAUAAAAUGUUAUGGUAAUCAACCACCUUGAAGUAGCUGCUGAUAGGAAUUGGGCAGAAAUGCAACCCAAAUAAAUUCAUGUAUAUGUGUGAAAAUAAAUGAAAUCAUUAGCUCUGGCCCUACAAUGAGAUGGCAAACCAGUUUUCACAGAGUCCUGGCACCAGCAAUUUCUGCCACUGCAGGACAGGCUGUGGAUAGCAUCCUACACCAAUUCAGCUGGCUACAGUGCAGGGGAAGGGAAUUCACCUCCAUUGCCCUACAAUUUUUGUGGAGUUGAGUCACCGUCCCAAGGGCACAUGAUCACAGCCCUUCAGAGGAAUGAACCAUUGUCAGGAUUUAGGAGCCAAUUAAGAGAGUUGUAACACAGUACAGUAAAGCUCAUUUUGAUACAAUAAAGGCUUUGUUCAAUUGACACUUUUAUAGGAUUAUAAGAACAAUAACUGAUUUCAAAGCAGUUUUUAAAAUAUGUUUCAAGAUUUACUAUUGUUAUAUGGCUCACUGGUUCUAUAGUGAGUAUAUGGUGAGUAAGCAUGGAGGAUGGGGUUUGUGGAUGAAGGGUGGGCAUCCAGGUCCCUCAUGUCUGAACUAAAACAAUGCAUGCAAGCACAAUUUCUACGGAAACAGGUCUCCUCAGUCAGGAAUGUUGCCCACUUCAGGAUCCUUCCUCAAUGGCAAAGACAUUGCCUAUCAUCUUUCCUUUCAGAAGUUUUGGCAAAUAUUGUUGGGGCAUUUGCUCAGAGUGGCAUGAAAAGUUUGUUUUCAAGUUUCUAAAUAAACGCAUAUUGAGGACAGAAAUUGCUUGCUUCCAAAUACAUUGCUUAGUUUCUAAAGAGCCCAAAGAAUAUUGGUGAUUUGAUUUGAGACCAUUAUUUCAAUGUUUUUAUAAUACCAAAUGUUUUAUGUUAACACUAAUUUGAAUUUCAUUUUCUUGUGAGAUUGCUCUCAUUUGAGGAAUACUGGUCUGUGUGGUUUGGAAAAAAAUGGGGAAGGGGGGGUAUUGCUGCCUGAGGUUAAAGAGUUAAAGCACUUUCAAAACACUGUACGAAGAGAUUUAUAAUGAUUUCUCCAUUUUCUGUUUGAAUUUUGUUUUUUUUUUAGUUUUUCUCCUGUUAUGACUAAAAUAUUUGAACAUUUAAAACUAAGCCACCAUUUUCUGUAAUUUGUUUUGAUUAUGAAAUCAAUAAAAUGCUUCAAAACCUUAUUUACUUCUUUCCUUGGUCUAUUUACAAUAUGUCCUACAAUUUUCCUUGGAUAUCAACAUACUACAUAGUCCUGCAAAGCAGGUCCAGAUUGUAAGGGUGGAGAAUGUUGUGGCAGUUCUGUUGCCCUAUUGUAAACGAUCCAAGUGCAUUAAUACUUGUGUGAUGAAUGUAACCCACUUAUGCCAAGUACAUUGUAUUGAAAUUGGAAUUGAGUUUUAGGGAUGUAGAUAGGGUACAAUUCAGUGGUGUAAUGAAUAAAAUGUGGCA
Molecule: messenger RNA, 10713 nt
Organism: Stegostoma tigrinum
Lineage: Eukaryota; Metazoa; Chordata; Chondrichthyes; Orectolobiformes; Stegostomatidae
Product: neprilysin-like
Exons: 23
Coding region: 488-2740 (750 amino acids)
Biological process (GO): amyloid-beta clearance; protein processing
Cellular component (GO): plasma membrane
Molecular function (GO): metalloendopeptidase activity
Source: RefSeq, a predicted model, not a curated record